UUUCCGCGUCAACAACAACCGAAUGAUAGUUCUGAAAGUGUGUGGCAUAGAAUCAUAAAAAUAAUAGUUUGAAACUAAAAAUGUGGAACAUUUAUAAACAUUUAUUGAUUUUACUGCUGCUACAAGCAUCUCAGAAACCCAUCGUAGCCAAGCCUACAGUGACGCAAUACAACAAUGCAACACUGCAACUCUCGCGGGGCAUACAAAUGGCGGUAUAUAUGAAUGAGAAUGUCAAUCCAUGCGACAACUUCUAUGACUGGGCCUGUGGACGCUGGUCGUUAAAUCAUCCUGCUACGUCAGGGAGGAAUAAGACCUCAUUUGUAGGUCUCUUGGAGGAUUUGUAUGUGAGCAAAUGUGCGGCAACGCUGCAGGAGUCCAACAAUGAAAACAGCAACAACAACGGUGCAGUAGCGACUGAUAUAUACCUGAACAAUUUACUGAAAGCGGUUUUCGACUCGUGUCAUGACACGCAGACCAUUAAGACCGUGGGUUACGCGCCCAUUUGGGAUGCACUUAAUUUUCAAGUCGGUUGGCCGCUCAUAACCGACAAUGAUUGGUUCGAAGACGAGUACGAUUGGCUAAAGCUGGUGGUGUUGGCAAAGCGUAAAUUUAAUGUGGACGUGUUCAUAGCGUUCGACGUAGUAACGGAUUUGCAAAAUGCGGAAAAAAGUCGCAUACAAUUAGGCGCGCCAGCUUUAGCGUUAGAGACAAAAGCCAAUUAUGCCCGCUACAUAGAAAAUAAACUGCAGCAAUUCUUUCCCGAGAUGAGCAACGUUUGGGUACAAGAGCUCGCCUCGCAGGUGCAGCAAGUCGAAGAACAGUUAGGCAAAGCAUUGCAAAAUGUGACACAGGAAGUCGCGCCACUCGAACGCUAUGUGGCUGAACUGAAAGCCUCCUACGGCAGUUUUGUGGAUUUAAGCCGUUAUCUUCAGCUGAUGUUCGAUCGCCCGAUUAACGAGAAGGUUUACGAAACGCCGAAAGGCUAUUUCAAAAAUCUCGUCGAUAUCAUUAGACUCACACCGAAACUGACGCUAGCUAAUUACACGCUGUGGAAAGUUUUGGACCGCUUCGACUUGGGUGGCAGCAAAGAGUUUUGUGUGCGCAAAUUGAUCGACUUUUUCCCGCAUGAAAUGGAGUACUUCUACAAUCGCAAUUACGAAGAUACCGAACUAUUUCAAGAGCUACAGACAAUGUUUCACGCCAUCAAAUAUAAUCUAAAUAACGAGCUGCAAACUUCGCCGCGCUUUAGUUGGAUAUCGCCGAAGACACUGCAGAACUUACGCGAGAAACUGAGAUCAAUGCGAAUAGAGGUUUUGCAACCGCAGGAGCAUAUUGGUUUCUUCCAAGGUGGCAUUAAGCCCGCCAAUAUGUAUGCCGAUCAAUACUACAAUAAUAUCAUCAAUAUAUUAGAGUGGCAAAAUGAAAAGCAGUUACUUAAGCUACAUCAGGCCGCCGCGCUACUGCAUGUACCGCAAAGUGGUCCAUCUUAUAAGCUGAAGUUGUUGCCCACUUACAAUACACAAACGAACAACAUACAAUUCCCAGUCAUCUUCCUGCAGUCACGCUUCUUCUGGGAUACCUCGUACCCGGCGUCCAUAAAAUAUGGCACUUUCGGUUUCAUUUUGGCGCAACAGAUUGUACGUGGCCUUAGUGAGAAUGACAGCGAAGUCAGUCAACAGAAAGUGUGGGAUAUUGCCUCCGAAUUAACCUUCGUCAAACGUUCCAGCUGUUUUGCUGAUCAGCCACAUUAUUCCGCGAAAGAGUUUAGAGGCAAAAACGUGAACGAUCGCGAACGCCUGAAGAAAGCCUUCAGAGAUAAUGGUGGUCUUUCUUUGGCUUAUCGCUUGUAUGAGAAGUGGACGCAAGGUAAAAGUGAGCAAGACAUCGACGUCUUACCACGUUUACCCAAAAAACAUAGGCAGCAGUUCUUCCUCGCUUAUGCGCAGCUCUUUUGUGCGGAUUAUGCCGACGAAUUGGUUGAGUUUGGAGACUUACCGGAAGCGUUGCGUGUAAACGGUGCUGUGGCAAAUUUAAAUGAGUUUGGAAACGCAUUUGAAUGUGGAGUGGAAUAUACGAUGAAGGACAAGUGCAUUAUAUUUUAGUAAGAAUACAAAAGCUAUUUACUUUUAAAUUUCAGAAAUAUAGUCUAAGUAAGUACUGUUCAAAUAAACAGUUUUAGCAACCAGAUUAAUAUUACCUUAAAUUUCGCAGAGUUAGUUAAACACAGAGGUCAACUUCUUGCACAACUGAACCGCAUUUCAACUCAGCGUCGGCAAUCGACUGACGACGUGAUCGCAAAGCUUCUGUGACCCAGUAUGAAUCAUAAAUAGUCUAACGAAUUUCUUGCAUUCAGUUGGACAAAAAUACUUUGAUUACCUUCUGAUUGACUGACGUAUUUAAGUUGGAGCUUCAUUGCUUUUACUGACUGAGUCAUUCAAGUUUCCAAAUUGGCUCAUGGCACUUCAUCUUCUUUUGUUUCCAAGCGUUUAAGUAUCAAAAUGCAGACUGUAUUAGUACUUCUCUCAAUGUGGGAGACCGCUUUGGACUAAAACUGACUUUCUUCAAAACUCCGCCUUAUAACUAGUGCAAAUAUUCUCAAAGGGUUCGGUUUGAGAUAAUUUCCGUCAAAAAAAUAAUGAUAGUUUGACACUCCCCUUAUAAUUAAUAUAGCUAAAUCCCACUAUUUGCCAUGCUGUAUAUAUUGAGAAAGGUUUACCUUUAACUGUAAUUUUGGACAGUUUGCCUUUUGAACCCAAUACUGUGGAUCCCACAAAUUGUUUCGGAUUC
Molecule: messenger RNA, 2787 nt
Organism: Bactrocera oleae (olive fruit fly)
Lineage: Eukaryota; Metazoa; Arthropoda; Insecta; Diptera; Tephritidae
Product: phosphate-regulating neutral endopeptidase PHEX
Biological process (GO): protein processing
Cellular component (GO): plasma membrane
Molecular function (GO): metalloendopeptidase activity
Source: RefSeq, a predicted model, not a curated record